Molecule: messenger RNA, 7494 nt
Organism: Zonotrichia albicollis (white-throated sparrow)
Lineage: Eukaryota; Metazoa; Chordata; Aves; Passeriformes; Passerellidae
Gene: PHACTR4
Product: phosphatase and actin regulator 4
Biological process (GO): actin cytoskeleton organization; neural crest cell migration
Molecular function (GO): actin binding
Source: RefSeq, a predicted model, not a curated record
UGUGGACUUUGACCUAUACGCUGAAGACUGACUUAGAGUUAAAUAUACUCCUCCCUCUCAGGGUUAAUUGCAAUUUAAUCUGAAUUUAGAGGUUUCAUAUUUACUAUAUUUUUGCUGUUAGCUUUUGUUGUUAACUAGCAGUGUUGUGCAAAACAGAGUUUGUCCCAUGGGUUUUAUAAGUGGCAUAGAUGUACUUACUCUGCUGGAGGACUUAUGUUGGAUAAUGUCUGCACAGAGCUGUGAAGUCUUUAAGAGUUGGGUUUGUCCUGUAAGGCUGUUUGUGAUGGAUGUGACUGUGCAGCAGCCGCUCUCUUGGGAAGAGCACUGUGUGCUGUGCUGGGCCAACUCUAAAAACUCGUGCUGGGCAAUGCUUUGGAAGGAGGGGAAUAGAUUUUGAUUUUCUUCAUCCUUGUGUUUUGAAAUGGGGGGCCUCAGGUGAUGUCAGUUUAUACAUUUUUCUCUGAAUAUCUUGAGUUUUUGCUGCAGGAGAGGGUUAAACAAGAGUUAAGCUAAAUGCCAUUCCUGUUUUUUCUGUAAACAAUGCAAUAAUUAAUGUAAUUUUCUUGUUCGUGUUUUUGCCUAAUGCGUUCCUAAUAAUGUAGCUGGAAGUGGCAGAUGGGUAUCCUGCCUCUUAAUGCUUCCCUGUUGGGAACAUGCUGAUGCUUUGCUAAUGCCUGAUGCUUUGCUGGAAUGUAUCCUAUAUGUGUGCUUCCUUUGGCUUCUGAACAGACUUUCUUUUAAUGCUGCUUCAAGGUGCUCCAAAAAGUUGUUCAUCAGCUUUGGAGUUUCCCUUGCCUUGAGAUGGCAAAGCCAUGAAUCACCAUAGUGAUCAAAUUAGGGUUAGUCAAGUCAGCCAAGAUGUGACUGAAUCUUUAAUUUUGUCAAGAUGACAUUCCUCAGCAUUCCCUCACUAGUAAACAAGAAAAUACUUGGCCUGUGUUGUAAUUGCAGGGAGUGGUGAGGAGACGGUGAGGCUUUUCCAGUACUGGGUAAAGCUUACUUCCAAUGGAAGUUGUAUUUCCCCUGGAAAAUGAGGCUGGGGGGUAUUUUUGCCUUAAGCUCCUCUGGGCUCACAGCCCAGUUUAGUUACAACUUUUGAGCCCAUUCCUUGUGCUCCAGCUGUGACCACAGGGCUCUCCAGGAGCACGGCCUCACCUUCCCAAAGGUGGGGCUGCAGGUGCUGUCACUCAGCUCCUUGGCACAGCAGCCUCUGUCGUGGCCAGCAUCUGGACUGCUGUGGGACAUGGCAUGCUCACCUGCCCAGCACAGGGGUGGUGGCCCCGAGCCCCUGGCAUGCUGGACCUGCUGCCCUUCGCUGUCUGAGGUGGAGCUCCGUGCUGACUAACUGGAAUGCUCUGGGAAAUAGGAGUUUCCCUCUUGGAAAUGUCACAGGAAGCACGAAGGAAGUCAUGUGGUGUAGGAGCAGUCCAGCUCCCAUUUGUCUCAUCAGAACCAUCAAAGUCUGCAGGACGCAAACAAUGUGAUGCCAGCUGCCUUAUAAAUAACCCAUUUUCCACUUCCACACUGGCCUUUCAUUCCAUGUGAGGGGAAAGGAAGAGCGUCACGUUGUGCUCAUUUGUUCAGAGUGACUCCCUGCCUGCUGCCCUUGGUGAUGGCUGCGCUGCUCAGAAGGGUUCCUCUCUCUGGGCAGACACAGCUGUUAUGUGAUCAUGUAAGAUUUUUUCAUUUUCUUCUCCCAAAGCUGAAAACAAAAACUGUGGUGAAACCAAACUGAUUAGAGGGCUGAAGCACCACUCCUGAGAGGAAGGGCUGAGGGAGCUGGGGUUGCUCAGCCUGGAGGAGAGAAGCUCUGGGGUGACCUAAUUGUGGCUUUUCAGUACCUGAAAGGGGCCUGCAGGAAAGGUGGAGAGAGGCCAUUCACAAGGAGUGACAGGACAAGGGGGGGUGGCUUCAAACUGACAGAGAGUAGGGUUAGAUGGGAGAAAUUCUCCCCUGUGAGAGUGUUGAGGGAGUGGAAUUGAUUUCUCAGAGAAGCUGUGGCUGCCUCCCCCUGGAAGUGAUCCAGGCCAGGUUGGACAGGGCUUGGAGUAACCUGGGAUAGUGGAAGGCAUCUCUGCUCAUGGCAAGGGUGUAGUGAGAUAAACUUUAAGGUCCCUUCCAACCCAAACCAUUCCAUAAUUCCAUAAAACACAUCCAGAGUCAUGGUGCUGCCCUUCUCCUCCUCCCUGCUAGCCCUCCUGGUGAGGUGGUCCCUGCAUGAGGAUUUUAGUGGGUGCAUCUCCCCCAGUGAAAGAGCCCUACAGGCCCUGUAGCUCCUGCUGGCUCUCUGCUGAUGAGCUCUGAGGAGAACGCCCAGUAUCACUGGUUUAAACAGCUCCAUCGGCAGGGAUGGGAUAAUGCUGGAGUCCUUCUUAAUGUUCCUGUGGCUGAAUCAUGGAACACAAAUGUCUGAGUCACCGUGGGUGAAUGUAGCAUUUCACGUCGGUGUGAACCGAAAUGUGAACAGCACUGCCUUUAUUAGAGGAGCUAAUAUUGGGCUCAUGGGUUUCAUUAGAUUUUAAAAUGAAACAAUACAGAAGAGUUCCUUUUACAAUGUAUAUAAACAGAUUAUGAACAUGGAAAUGCCAGGGGUUUAAUGGGAUGCUGGGCUGGAUGGAGAGGAAAUGAAACUUCAGAAGAAGGCCAUGUACCCCAUGUUUGAGUGUUUGCUGCCUGUUUUUUUUUUUUUUAUUUCAGCCAUCUGCCUCUCCUUAAAUCACAUAAAAUUUUCAUGUAACUGGUGUUUCUUCGUUACUGUAUUUUAAAAGAAAAUGCUGAAGGGACAAUCAGCUGUUUCCCAUUUUGCUCUCCUUUAGAAAGCUUUUUGCUAUUCCAACUUUUUCGUCUUAAGAAAGUCAUCACCUGUCCCUGAGGAGUAAAACAGUUGCUCUGGUUUCUUCUGGUUGCUGUGCAGCAAAGUCAGAUGGUCUUUCUCAUUAUUAUGGGAAUUUUUGCCUUUUAUUACUCUUCCUUGCUUGAAGUGUUGGCUUUCCUUUAUCCUGGAUGUCCAGUGGGACAAGGGCAGGUUGCUUUGUCCUGUGUUUUUCCCCAGGGGUGAAACAAAGCCCUCUGAAAGCAGAGGGUUUCUUAGGAGCUGCCCUCAUGCUCUGACCUCAGGCUGCAGCUGAGGCGGGGACAUUUUUUGAUGUUUUGUUUUCUGGGACAGAAUUUGCACCUUUCCUUUCAGAUGUGGAGCUGAAGGAUGGGCUGAUGGGUUUUUCUGGCCUUGAGUUCCCUUGAAGAUAAUGAUGCUGGUGUUACUUUUGGGUUUGUGGUGCUUUGUGCAUGUUGUCAGCUGUUUUCUGGUGGGGUUUUGCUUUCUCCCCUAAAAGAGCAGAGGGUGGCUGGUACUCCUGAAUGAUGCUUAAGGCCAGAGCCAGCUGCAAUUUGAAAAACAGAUUUGUAUCUCUUUGCUCCUGAGGCACCACAGACCUACUUUAAAUGAAUAAAUAAAGAUUUUCCUGCUUCUCUGUUGUAGGGUGUAUAGGGUAAAUGAGCUGCAGGUUCACAGAAGUCCUUGCCCAAAUUAUAGUGAUAAGUGAAGGAAUCCAAAUGGACAUAUUUAAACUUUGGAGAUCUUUUAUUGUGAGGCAGAUGGCUGAGGGGGAUGUUUGUUACCUUAACCAUCAAGUUGUGACACAUGAAUAGAAACUAAACUUUUACUUUCCUUGUUAAAUUUAAAUUUUCCAUUGUUAAAUUUAAAUUACAAGAGAAGACAUGCUACCUGGUAACUUUAGUGGAGAGGGGAAUUGCAUGAAAUUGUAUUUUUACAUUUGGCUAGAUGCAUAUCAGCUCAGGCUGUCUUUGAAAUUCCCUUUGCUCGGGGGUAAUGCAGCUCCCACAGCACUUAGAGAGCGGCUGUCUCAUCCCUGACUGCCUUAGUUUGUGUUUAGCUGGCACAGGUAGGCUGGAAAUUCCUUCAUCCCAUUUUGGGAGGUGAAACCCCUUGGUGUGUUGCUGUGCAUGGAUUCUCCAAGCCCGUCCCUGAGAAGAACACUCUGCUCUCCUUCUCCUCGCUCCCAGCUUUCCUCUCCUCUUGCUGAACGGGAUGCGAGGAAGGAGCGAGGGGUGUUGGUAAUUUGGAUUGUGCAGCUCAGUGGCUGGAUCCUGGCUGCCUGUCUCCUCCCCUUCCUGAGCUUCGCCCUAGCCAGCUCGGCUCUGGAAUGACAGGCAUUCCUGCGUGAAGGGAGCUGGCACGGACACUUAUUUAUGAGAAUCAAGUGCCUAGGCAUGGGGCACAGGGCGAGCAGGACCUGUGCCGGACCAUCGGACACCGUGGCCUGAGAGCUGGGAGUGCCUCCUGACCAGCCUCCUUCCUCAUCCGGAGUGUGGAUUUACCGUUUAGAGGGUGAAGUGUUCUCCGCGUAGACUUUUCCUCUGUUCUCCUCCCACCUCUUCCCGGAGAGCGCUCCGAACAGGAUCCCAUGGGGCAGCCGCACUUCUCGAGACCGGUAAAUCCAGGUGCUCUUGCUGAAGACGGGGAUCACGCCCCAAGUGAUGCCAGCAUGGGGGUAGAUGUUUUGGAGUCAGGUGACACCACACCUCCGACAAAGAGGAAAAGCAAGUUCUCAAGCUUUGGCAAGAUUUUCAAACCCUGGAAGUGGAGGAAAAAGAAAAGCAGUGACAAAUUCAAGGAGACUUCAGAAGUUUUAGAACGAAAGAUUUCUAUGCGAAAGCCAAGAGAGGAGCUGGUAAAAAGAGGGGUUCUGUUGGAAGAGCCUGAGCAGGAUGGUGAAGAGGCAGAGAAGCUGAACCCACCUGCGCUGAAGAAUGGCCACACUGUCCCUAUUGGGGGCCCUGGGGUCUGUAACCUGCCCAGCCAGGAGGAAGAGGCCACAAAGCCACCCAGCCUUAGGAAGCCUGUUCCAGUGGAGGAGCCAAAGAGGCAGGGCUCCUCCAGCAGCCACCCUGGGCCUGAACUGGAACCACCUCAGGAGCCACAUGUUCCCAGACAACCUCUUCUUCCUCCAAAAAGACCUCCCUCCACUUCCCAGGAGGCAAACGAAGUACAGGCAAAGGAUCCAGUACCUGCCAGCAGCACUGCAAAAACUGCCCCCUUCAGCACAGCCCCCACGGCAGCAAAGACAGUCAAUUCCACAGCUGCCCCUUGCCCAGCCCCCAGGACUCUGCUCCCUGCUCCUGCCAGUGCCAACACUACUGCUCCCACCAGUACACCCAGCACAGCUGCUGCCAAACAGCCUCCCGUUCCUCCUCCCAAACCUGCCAACAGAAACAGCAACUCACUCAUAGCUGAACUUUCCCAAGUAAUGACCGGUGGUACAGCCUUGUCCAAGCCUUCCCCUCCUCUCCCUCCAAAGAGAGGCCUCCUGCCUAACAACUCGUCAGAGGCUGUCACCUCUAAGCCCGCAAAUGACAGGACAGUGCCAGGGAGCCGCCCUGCACCAACCCCAGUGCACGUGACCUCAGCUUAUCCACCACCUUCGCCCUCGCCGCCGCUGCCCACCCAUGUGCCCCCUGAACCUCCACGCAUGGUCCUGCCCACAUCCACCCCUGUCCUGGACCCACCGUGCUCCCUGGACCUGCCCAAGGAGAUUCCUCCUCCUCCUCUUCCUGAAGACUUCAGGUCCACGGAGGCGUCGAAGAGGACAGCAGAACAAGGCUUUGGUGAACCCCACGUGCUGCCUCGCCUGCCCCAAAUCCCACUGCACAUUCGUAUCCAGCAGGCUCUGGCCAGCCCUCUGCCUGUCACCCCACCUCCCGAGGGGUCCCACAGGGCUCACUCUUUGCUCUUUGAGAACGAUGGUUUUGGAGAAGACAAUGGCACCCUGGGCAGGACAAGAUCCCUGCCCAUCACCAUUGAGAUGCUCAAAGUUCCAGACGAUGAGGAAGAGGAAGAUGAUGACCAGGAAGAGGAACAGAAUUCAGGUCCUCGUGUGUAUAUUGGAGAUGUGCCGUCUGUCACAGUCAUCCCCACACUGGUACCCCAGGUCCUCCCGGAGGAGCAGGAAGGAGACGAAGGGAUGAGCGACUCUGACUCGGAGGGGCCCAUCCUGUAUAAAGAUGAUGAGGAUGAGGAAGAAGAUGAAAGCCAUAACAGCACGCUGGCCAACAAAGUGAAGAGGAAAGAUACGCUUGCUAUAAAGCUGGGGAACACCACUGCCCCACAGGAGGAGAAGAGCAUCUUCCCUCGGAAGAGCAAGGAGGAGUGGAACGAAAUCCGUCACCAGAUUGGGACAACGCUGAUCAGGCGACUGAGUCAGAGACCAACUGCAGAAGAACUGGAACAGAGGAACAUUCUUCAGCCGAAAAAUGAAGCUGACCGUCAAGCUGAGAAGCGGGAGAUCAAGCGCCGGCUCACCAGAAAGCUUAGCCAAAGGCCUACAGUGGCAGAGCUGCAGGCCAGGAAGAUCCUGAGGUUUAAUGAAUAUGUGGAAGUAACAGAUGCUCAAGACUAUGACCGGCGAGCAGAUAAGCCAUGGACAAAGCUGACUCCAGCUGACAAGGCAGCCAUCAGGAAGGAGCUGAAUGAGUUUAAGAGCUGUGAAAUGGAAGUGCACGAGGAGAGCAAGCAGUUCACGAGAUACCAUCGACCAUAAUAUUCCAAGGAGGGAGCAAGAAACCCGUGAGGGCUGGAAGUCCCCCUCCCAGGCAAUACAGUGAGGGUGGAACCUCAGCUCUUCCAAGAUUUGCCUUCCAAACAUAUCCAGAAAAAGGCUUUCGGCCAGGGAAGGGGAAUCCUGUCUGAAUGUAGCAUUUCACUGGAACAAACACAUCUCUCAUGCCAUCAGGCUGGAAGUGACACUAUACCUCGUGUGGCUCAGCAAUACGACUCUGCCAGGAGACCGUGCCCAGGGGAGCGACCCCUUCCUCCCCAAGCUGCACAGACUUGUCUUGGGGAGUGCAAUUCCUCAUUUCCUUCUCCUUUCCUUCAGGAAGGGAGAUUAAAAGCAAAGGCAGCUCUGAUGUUGGGAAGCUGAGGAGAGCAUCUGCUCAGAAGCAAAUGUGUGUAUAUUAGCUGUGUACAGAGAACCCUGGCAGACAACUGACGGGGCACUCACUAUGUUUUGGGGGUUUUGCUUUUUUGUCAUGUCCUUAAUGCCCUGAAUCACUACUGACCAACGGUUUGUUGUCCUGGAAGGGAAUUGUGUAGAUAUUAACAUAUGCUGCAUCUUUUUGUUAAAAAAAAAAAAAAAAGGAAAAAAACCCCCACCCCAACAUAUGUCUAAAUGCUCUGCACUCUCUCACACUUGCUGUGAUCUUAAUAACAGAUCUUGAGAUCCUUAGGCUUGUUUAACAAAUUACAGAACCAGGAAAAAUGACUGUUGCCUUUUUAAAACUUUUUAAUUUGGGGAAACUGUGAGAGUAGUCAGUCCUUUUUAUUGUGGCUUUCUCUCAAAUGUUUUUUACUCUCCCAAAUCAGGGUUGAAGCUUGCCUUUUUCUCAUUUUUACAGCUAAACCUACUGGAAAUUUGAUCGUUUCACUGUGUGGGUCAAAAGGAAGGGAAGAAUAGGUUUAAAAAGUGACCUUAAAAA